AUGGAUUCGCGCAGAAAACUGACACAAUUCUCAAUUUUGACCAUUUGUUUGGUGGCUUUAUUGAUUGAAGGAGUUCCUGCAAAGAAUGGCAUUAAAAUAACCGCCAACACUGGUGUCGCUGCUGCCAAUGGCCUGUAUUACUACCUCAAAAACAUUGCCAACUGCUCCACUUCCUGGUCUGGAGACCAACUACACACCCUGCCUCUAGAUUCCUUGCCGAUGCCCGCUAAAGCUAUUGAAGUUGUCAUUCAAGACAAAUUUCGGUACUACCAAAAUGUGUGCACAGUGUCUUACUCUAUGGUCUGGUGGAGUUGGGCCAGGUGGGAGCGGGAACUGGAUUGGAUGGCACUGCGUGGUAUCAACUUGCCACUGGCAUUCAAUGGCCAAGAAAGCGUUUUCCGUCAAGUUUUCAUAAAUCACUUUAACAUGACAAAGGCGCAAGCUGAUAACUACUUUAGCGGACCUGCUUUCCUUGCAUGGAACCGAAUGGGCAACAUGCAAACUUGGUCUGGCCCGUUGUCCGAACACUGGCAUGAGCAGCAGGAAAAACUGCAAAAACAAAUUCUCGCUCGAAUGCGUGACUUUGGCAUGUACCCUGUGGUGCCAGGUUUUGCGGGUCAUGUUCCUAGAGAUUUAGUGAUCAAUUUGCCAAAAGCAAAGAUUGAUCGUUUACCCGACUGGGGUAGUUUUGGCACAAACUACAGCCACACAUACUUUUUGCAGCCUGAAGACCCAAACUUUAGUAAAAUCAACGAACUAUUCAUUCAAGAGUACAUUAAACUUUUUGGCACUGAUCAUUUCUACAACAUUGAUCUUUUCAAUGAGGAAACGCCCAGUCACUCAGAUCCUCAGUACUUGCACUCAGCGGGAAAAGGUGUUUACGACAGCAUUGUCAAGGCUGAUCCAAAUGGCAUUUGGGUAAUGCAGGGGUGGCUUUUUGUUAAUCAACCCGGUUUUUGGAAGCAACCGCAAGUGAAGGCAAUGGUGCAGUCAGUGCCUAUUGGAAAGCUCCUUAUUCUCGAUCUUUUCAGUGAUGUCAAGCCAAUCUAUUCUCAUUUCGAAGGCUACUACGGGCAACCGUUUAUUUUUUGCAUGCUUCACAAUUUUGGCGGAACUUUAGGAAUGUACGGCUCUAUCAACCGAAUCAACGCUGAAUUGUACACGGAUCGCAAGAAGUACUCUAACCUGCUUGGAAUUGGACUGACGCCCGAGGGCAUUGAACAGAACCCCGUAGCUUAUGAGUACAUGAUGGACACGACGUGGCACAGUUCCACACCGGAUAUGGCCAAGUGGUUCACUAACUACUCCGUUCGUCGGUAUGGACUGUACGACGCGCGACUGGACAAAGCUUGGCAACUGCUUCGAGUGAGCGUGUACACUGAUCCAAUUGGAGUGCACAACCACGGACAGUAUGCCAUCAAUAAAAGGCCAAAGAUCAGCUAUCACAGUCCAUUGUGGUACCAGCCAGCCAACCUGACUGAUGCGCUCAAAUUGAUGGCAGGGUAUUUGGAGGCUAACCCAGCCAUUGUCAACAAGUCUGAGACAUUUGUGUACGAUAUGGUUGACGUGUCUCGACAGGCACUUCAGCUCAUCUUUGACUACUAUCGUGAGCACCAAAUGUACCCGCAGUACGUCAAGCACGAGGUUGCCCAUUUGAAAACCACCAGCAAUCAGAUGUUGCAC
This is a messenger RNA of Rhagoletis zephyria (snowberry fruit fly), 1683 nucleotides long. Its product is annotated as alpha-N-acetylglucosaminidase-like. NCBI's taxonomy places the organism in Eukaryota, Metazoa, Arthropoda, Insecta, Diptera, Tephritidae. The record is from RefSeq and is a predicted model, not a curated record.